UCCAUUCUUACUAAUUAAAAUUAAAAAUGACACAUCUCAUCUUUUCUUAAAUUUCUAAGAAUAUUAAACUGCAGCUAAAUAACAGCUAUUUUAUUUUUCACUAUUUAUUUGUAGAACAUCCGUGAGAUCCUCAGUGCCUCCCCUGAAGGUAGACCUGUGGUUAUCAGUCUUGAUGGAAAUCAGCAUAUAUCCAUUCGUGAAAGACGGUGCAUGGUCAGAACACUUGUGUCACACCUGAUGGAUCAAUAUGGAGAAAACCCAUCUUCAGACACUAAAGCAAUUUUGGCAUCUUCGAUUGUGGACCAGUUUCCAUGUUUAAGAGACAGCCAUGGCACAGGAUAUGACGCCUGGUUUACCCGCGGAAGACAACACAGGCCAGCAACUGGCUUUCUGGAGGAGCGUUUCCGUAAUGUAAGGAAAAGGCAUCAACCAAGGAAGAAGAUGCUUUCAGCCCCAGAAGCUCCACCAAAAAGAUCAAGUUUGCCUGAACCAACCAUCAGUGCUGAGCGUGCCAUCCAGAUGACAGAAUGGCUAAAAAAUAACUUCUGGCCCGCAGACCAGGUUGUCCAAUACAUGCGGGAAACUGCAGUAUAUCGCACAGGAUGGAUCCGCUCAAGUGGGACAAUCCCAAUGCAGCAGAUUUUUGCAGAGUUCCCACGUUUGUUGGACACACCAGGGAUGAUUUUGCAGGACUUUGCUGUUUUAUAUCCACAGUCUUGUGGAAAACUGACAGAGAACUGGAACACCUUGUUCUCAUCAAAGGUCAUUCGCAUGGGGAAGAAGGAGGAGAGCGGUCUUCUGCCUGAGAUUGAGUUGCUUCCACAAGACAAACAAGGUGACGUGGCACUGCAGCUGCUGCCAAAACUCCUCCCUGCUGUUCCCUACAGAGUUGGGCGAAAGGUGGUCAGACCCAGCAACCUUGAAGUCCAGCAAGCCUUCAUUGAUGUCCAGCCAAUUGGGACAAAUAUGGUGGAAUAUCUUGGAAGUACAGCAACAGAGCAUUCACGUGUUCUCAUGAUUGGGGACAGGUAUUGUUGUUCCCAAGCAUUUGUCGUCAUAAAUGGAACUGCUUUGGAAUAUCCAUCUCUUUUGGGGGCCGUUGACGGCUGUUUCAAAUCAUUCUUCGUUUUUGAUGUGAGUUAUCCGAAGUCGUGUAUCCAGACUUGGGAUUUUCUCCAAACUGUGAUAUAUGAAAUCCCAGGAAACGAGUCACCCCCGAUAAAAUUAAUGAGGGCACAGUUGGAGGCCAUGGAAGAAUAAAUGCAAUUCUUCAAUAACCCUUAAAUAAGUUUUAAAUGUUCUGAUU
Messenger RNA from Xiphophorus couchianus (Monterrey platyfish), 1306 nucleotides. RefSeq lists its product as uncharacterized. Bases 211 to 1260 code for a protein of 349 amino acids. The record is from RefSeq and is a predicted model, not a curated record. The transcript has 7 exons. Lineage: Eukaryota; Metazoa; Chordata; Actinopteri; Cyprinodontiformes; Poeciliidae.